Acanthopagrus latus (yellowfin seabream) is the source of this 4786-nucleotide messenger RNA. RefSeq lists its product as uncharacterized. NCBI's taxonomy places the organism in Eukaryota, Metazoa, Chordata, Actinopteri, Spariformes, Sparidae. Gene Ontology annotation, biological process: regulation of apoptotic process. The record is from RefSeq and is a predicted model, not a curated record. The transcript is spliced from 2 exons. The coding region runs from base 819 to 3095 and encodes 758 amino acids.
GCUUGUCAUGACAAAUCCAGGUGAAUACCUGUGAAAUAAAAAGACGGAAGUCGCAGAUAUACGAGCAACAGAGAUGAAGGUGUUAAAGUCCAACCAGAUCCAAAGAGGGACUACAGCUGUCCGAACCCACCGGUGAAGACAACACACCGACCUGGAGAGACUCCUGAAGACAGUAAGAGACAACACAUCGACCUGGAGAGACUCCUGAAGACAGUAAGAGACAACACACUGGUGUCUACACACACGGAAACACACACACGCUGAAACACACACACUGAACCACACACAGCUUAAAGAAACACACAGAACCUUAAGGCAAACACAUAUUAAACGGUUAAGAUACACACACUAACCGCUUAACUGUAGACAUAUAAAAUACAAAAUAACAUUACAGACUUUUAUUUGUGUCUUCAAAGAUGACUUUGUCUGUGGUCACAAAAUAGAUUAAAGAAUGACGUCUGAAACCGUCAGGUGAAACACAUCCCUGCUGGAAAAUCUAGCAUGCUGGUAGCUGAUUACCAGUUUGACCAGUUUGAGCUGGGCUUUUGACAGUUGGUGUGCCAACAGCUCCUAUUCUUACCAGUUACCAGUUAUGACCAAGUACUAAGCACUUAACUGCUCUAUCAUCACCUCCUGACCUGUCAUCUCAAACUUGAGCAAUAGGACCAUGCUGGUGCUGGUAAAAUAUUUUAUUAUGAUAUUUUUUAUUCUCAUCAUAUUCUCUUUCCUAUUGUAGGUUUUGGGGCCAGAAGAAAAACACAGAAAAUUCUGUUUUGAAGUUUCUAUUUGAGCUCAAGUUUGAAAAAAAAAAAAAAAAGAUGGAACCAUCUUCUCCUGAGGAGGUAGAGCUUGUGUCAUUUCGAACCCCAGCUACCUGCCCUCAGUCUGCACCUGUUACUGCUGGGAGCCACUCAAUUGAAAACUCUUUGUCUGUUGAUUUUUACCUUCAACAACCUUCAGAUCACUACUUUCCUUCUGAUAGCACAUCCCUGCUGAGUCAAGUAUUUUCUUCAAAGAACGGGACGUUAACACAUGCUGACAACUUGUCCGACAUGUCGUUAGAACAUGCUGCAAAUCAUAUACCUACAAUGACUGAUGAUACUGACCGCUCUGACUCUGAUUCGGACAUUUCUGAAUACAGAAAAAUAAAGCCAGCUGUGAAACACAAGAGAAAAUCCAAAUGCCACAACCCCAGAGGGAUGAAGAAAAGGAAGAAAUCUCCCUCUACUGCUGCUUCAACUGAUGAUUCCUCUGACUACAUGGAUCAACCUUCACCUGGUCCACUCAGAGAAACAGUACUGAUGAAGACUCCCUCCACUGAAGCAGAUGCUACAGCAGGACACUGUCAGGAUAAUACCAGGGAAACUGAGCUGCAUGCAACAGCUGAUCCAUCCACCUUUCAACGCCCUCCAUUCUGCACUGAAAGUCAAGAAAAUAGAUCUGGCUUAAUGUCUGUGCAGUCUGAAAGCUUGUCAGGAGCUGAAAGUGAUGCACAGCUGGAAAUGGAGACAUCUCUAACAGGUGUGUCCUCAGUCACAAACAACUGGACAGCGGUGUCAGCAUGUCCAUCUCCCCUUCAACUACCAGACUUCCAGGUUCAGUCAGAGUCGUCCCUCUGCAGUCCAGAUUUAGAAUUCGAUAAUCUCUUCUCUAGCUUCUUCUCUACAGUCCACACUGCAGAAAGUGGAGAAGUUAUAAAUGUCAAGCUUCAGCCGUCUGAAUGUGAGGCAGCAGGUGACAGCGACUCCCUGGUUAAAAUGGAGGCACCUGUUACAGCUGUGAGCUCCUCAGUCACAAACACCCAGCCGACCCGUCCUCACCUCCAGCUGUCCUCAGAUCCUGGUUGGAGUCAAAGAGGCUCCAGCUGUUUGCCUCGUUCUCACAGCGUUCCCUCACUGAGUCAGAGAAGCUGUGCAGAGAACCAGACCUUCAGACCAUCACAGAACUUACCUGACAUGCUGUUAAAAAGCAGCUUUGAGGAGUUCACACCUGAUAUCACUGUUGAUGAGGACGAUGAAAGCUACCGGUUCCUGUGCUCCUGCCCGGGCCUGUACCAGUGCAGUGUGACGGGCCUGGUGUUCCACAUGGAGGGAGAAGGGGACGUGGUUUACAGGAUUGUCUCUUGGGACAGGAGGCUACUGGCCCAACAUCACAAGAAGCCUGCAGGACCCCUGUUUGACAUCAAAUGUCAGCAGAAGUCUGUGUGUCGGCUUCAUCUCCCACACUGUGAGAUCCCAUCCACAGCUGGAUGUCAGUUCUUGUCAGUCGCUCACCUGAAUGAUGAGGGCAUCGAGUUCAUCGCCCCUCAUAAGGUAACAGAAACUCAUGUGAUCAUCAACAUCUCAGGGUUUUCUGCUUUCGGUAACGCCAAGGAUGAAGAUUCACCUCCAGAGCCGGUCCGAGCGCUGGUUCUGCUGUUCUACAGGCCACCAGAUGGUCAAGAUUUUGAAUCUCUCCUCAAUGUGUUGAUGCUACCAAAUAACAUUGUGCUCAGUGAUGUGCGACGCACCAGGAAGAAACAUGUUGGAGAUGAGCUCUACAUAGCAAUACCCCCAGACUGUAAACUGCUGCCAGGGCAGGAAUACACACUGUCCACUUGUCCUGAAGACGACUCAGUUCUAGUUCAACCAACAACAGCAGAAUUUCACAGUGACAACUAUGACAAUUGCUUUACAUCAUUCGAGGUGAAUUUAGAGAAAAUCCUGAAACAUAUUAAACUGUUUCUGAGAGACACCAACAGACACAGUGUCUGGGAGAGACGAGUUCCUCUCCCAUCUGCUGGACCAAAGAAGUCCUGUAGAAAAAGUGCUCUGAAUCUGUCUUCCAAGAAGAAGCUGUUGAAGAUACAGAGCAAAUUCAUUAAGGGGAUAUCAGGACCUUGCCUUAAAAGUCUGCUGGACAAACUGUUUGAGAAAAAGGUUCUGACUGAUUCUGAGAAAGAGUUAGCAUGUGAGAUGCCAAACAGAGGAGACAAAGCUCGUUUUGUUAUCGACACAGUGACGAACAAAAGUAAAACUGCCAGUUCAGAGAUGAUCAAGUUCCUUUGUGAGCUCGACCCGUUCCUCUGUGAAGAUCUUGGCCUGACAGUCACCUGAAUGAACAGGUGAUCCCGUCAGAACAUGUUGACCUGCUGGUUAGAAAGUGAUCAUCCAAGUGAAAAAGACAAAAAGAGGGAAACAAUUCUUCCAGAAAUUCUAUCAUAAAAAUCUCACCUCCUUCCCAGAAUUCCUACCCCAAACCCGAUUUUCACAGAACUCUGACCCUCCUCCAAGAAAUCCAACUCCAAUCCCAGAACCCUGAGUUCAAAGUCAGAAUCCGGGGGAAAAGUCAUAACACCAAGACAAAAACCAGAACUCUGACUUAAAUCCUAAAACUUGGACCUUUUUUCAGGAACUCCGAGCUAAAGCCCAGAAUGCCGACUUCAAUGACUCUGAUACCAAACCAUAAUUCUGACCUCUCAGGGUUUCCCCCAGAAAACUUGUUAGCCUGGUGGUAGGUUGGAAGGGCGUCCCACCGGCGACAAAGCAUGUUUUUCUUUGUGACAGGGGCCUGACACAGGCCAGCAACUGACUGAUGGCAGUGUCCUAUAGGUAACAGAUUCAUGAUGUAGUAGAAUUUAGAGUGGUUUCAUACUGCCUUGCAUUAAUUCAAUGUUGCGGAAACCCUGCCUCUGACCCCCCUCCGAGAAAAAGUCAGAGGUCCAUGCUCAAAACUACAAUUCUUACAGUUCUGUUUUAGGACUAGGUUGUAUAAUCCCUUAUUGAUCGCACUCCUGAGGUAUGAAGUGGGUCAGUGCAGACAUUUGAGGGGUUUCCAGGUAGUGGCUAAGGUGCUGUCUGUGUGACAGAAAGCUUCAGAGCUUUAUUGGAGUCAUCAGGUGGGCACCCUCCUUCUCUGGUGUUUCAAUGACAGGCCCACAACACCUCCAGAGGGCUCAUCAGCAACAUCUGGCGUCCCAGAUGUGCCCCCCUCAACUCUCAACCCUUCCACGCCACAGAUGCCAUUUUGGGGCCCAGGUGGCAUCUCUCCUCUUCAGCCAGAGCCACCGGCUUGCUUGUUCCACUGCGCUUGAGAGGACUUUGAUGGCUUGGUGUUGUACAGAACAUUCUAGCCCUUUUCCCAGAACUCUUCUUCUUUACAACUCUACCCCCCCUCCCUGAACUCCAUGCUUAAACACAGAAGUCCCACUUCAAUCCCAGGAAUCCAAACCCUUUUUCCUAGAAGUCUGAAUUUCCUCCCAGAACUCUGACCCUUUUCCAGAACUUCUUUACCAGAAGUCUGACCUCAAAUAAAAAAAGCCAGACUUUUUUAUUGGAACUCUGAUCUGUCUCCCAGAACUUCGACCCCAAUCCAAGGACCCUGGGUUCAAAGUCAGAAUGGUAGAUAAGGACAUUUUUUAAAUGUUCCUGGUGUGAGUCUGUAAUUAAUCUUAAAGGAACUUAAUUUCCCUCUUCUUAUUCUGUUGUACAAUAAAUGAUCUCAUCUUACUGUGUCUCAAAAUAACAGCUGUCUUUAGGUGAUGUUAUACCUGCAUCAGCCAGCAGGGGGAGUCACCUGCUGACACGCAAGCACAUGUUUCUGAUUUUAUAUCAUGUUUAUGUAUGAAUGUAAAACUUAAUAUCAUUUGUUACUCUGACAUUGUUCGAGUCUCAGGUGUUGGAUGAUUUGUUUCCAGUGGGUGAAAAAGGAACAAAGAAAUGAAGAAAACAUGUUUCUGUGCUGUGUAUCAUUGUUACUGUAUCACUGAGUAUUCAUGUGAAUAAAAUACUCUGAAUAUUGAAACUGA